UGGUAUCUGAUUCGGAACUCAGAAAGUAUAUGAUCCAUGCUGAUAGACUUGGAAUGUCUAGUGGAGAUUAUCAAUUUUUCUAUGUCAAAACUACUUUGCCAUCACCAGCUGAUAUGAAAAAUCUACAAAGCACAGAUUUUUGGAAGAAGAGUGAUGCUGAUGACGAGGCUGCAAGAAGGGGAUUUGAAAAUCUUUUGUAUAUCAUAUUGGGUGAUACAAAAGAAACAGAUCAGAAUUGGCAAGUAAAAGCUGUGUCUGCUGCAAAGGCUUUGUUCGGCAAUGACAGCAAUAUGCCGAAAGCAAUGGAGCCUGAUUCAUAUUCGAUCUUUUUACAUGACUGUGUAAUGCUGUAUGGUUUAGCUCUAAAUUUGACUGGCGGUAAUGCAACUGCUGUUAAUGGAACCAGUAUAAGGAAUGCUGCAGUCGAUGCUUCGUUUCAAGGUUUAUCAGGGGAAAUAAUCCUAACUCAGUUUGCUGACCGUUUCCCAUAUUUGUCCAUCUACGAUUUAAACGUUACUGGGAUGUUUUCACUUGUUGCAUAUCUGUACUACACAAAAAUCAACGGAACUAUUCAAACGAUUACAGAUGUUGAUGACAUACGAUGGGGAAAUGGUUUAACAAGUAAAACGUAUACACCACCAGACACUCCACCUUGUGGUUUCUACAAUGAAUUAUGUCCAAACGAUAACACAUCACAAACUGCAUUAUAUGCUGGACUUGGUUGUGGAAUGCUAGCCGCCAUGUUGAUAGUAUUUUUACUAUAUCGCAUUUGGAAGAAAGAGCAGCAGUUGAAUGAUUCAACAUGGAAAGUAAAGUACCAAGAUUUGGAUUUCAGGAUCGCAAAAAAUGCCAAAUCAUUUAUGGCAUUAUCCACUGCAUUUACCCAGAGUGAUGGUUGCUUAACGGACGGUACAGCUUCUUAUACUGACAAAUAUGGAAUGACUGAUAAUACAACAAAAUCAGUCAUAGAUGGUGGAGAUGUUAACAAGGCUAACAAUCAUCUAGCAAAGUUCAAAGGACAAAUCGUUUAUUUAAAAAGGUUAAAGAAACAGAAAAUUAAAGUUGAUCGAAAGCUACUUAAAGAAAUGAAAACAUUACUUGGUAUUAAACAUACAAAUGUUACAUCUCUAAUUGGAAUGUGUACAGAACCAGGAAACAUUUCAAUUAUAUGGGAACAUUGUGCAAAAGGGCGGUUAUGUGAUAUUCUUGAGAAUGAUGACAUUAAGCUUGAUACGAUGUUUAAGCUGUCAUUAGCUAUUGAUAUUUGCAAGGGAUUAGAAUAUAUCUACAAAAGCGACCUUAAAUAUCAUGGAAAUUUGAAAAGUACUAAUUGUGUAGUGGAUAGUAGGUGGACAUGUAAGCUUGCGGACUUUGGGCCAAGAACUAUUUAUAAAAACUUUAAUGAUGAGAACAGCGACUGGAGAACAGGAGCAGAGUCACUUUUCUGGACAGCACCAGAACAUCUAAGAAAAUGGGUCGUUCAACAUCAGAAGACUGGAUCGAUUCAAGAAAUAAUUAAUAAAGUAGCUGCAACACUGAAAGUGCCAUUUCGUCCGAAAUUUCCACAUAUGUCGGACGACGUACAGACAAUGAAACAGACAAUGGCUAUUGAGGCUUUAAUAAAACGGUGCUGGGCAGAAGAUCCACAAGUCAGACCCUCAAUUAAACGUGUUCUUAAAACUUUAAAUGCCAUCAAUCCAUUUAAAAAGUCGAAUGUUAUUGAAAAUAUGAUUGUUAUGAUGGAGAAGUACUCCAAUCAGUUGGAGGAACUAGUAGCUGACAGGACAGCUCAGUUAGAAGAUGAAAAACGCAAAACAGACGCUUUGUUAUACCAAAUGCUUCCAAGAAAAGUUGCAGAGGAUCUGAAGCUAGGAAAACCAGUGAAAGCUGAAUCAUUUGAGAAAGUGACAAUAUACUUUUCUGACAUUGUCGGUUUCACAACAAUAGCAGGAGAUUGUACACCAAUUCAGGUUGUGGAACUAUUGAACUCCUUGUACACAGUUUUUGAUGAUACAAUAAAAUCGUAUGAAGUUUACAAGGUUGAAACAAUAGGAGAUGCGUACAUGGUAGUUAGUGGGUUACCAGAGAGAAAUGGCGACAAACAUGCGAGUGAGAUGGCUUAUGUAGCCUUAGAUCUCCUUGAUGGUGUGAGAAAUUUUAGGAUGCCUCAUGACCCCGAAGGUUGUUUACGUAUUAGAAUAGGUCUUCAUAGUGGCCCGGUAGUUUCAGGAGUUGUCGGACUUACCAUGCCACGAUAUUGUCUGUUUGGUGAUACAGUUAAUACAGCUUCUAGAAUGGAAUCCAAUGGAGAAGGUUUGAAAAUUCAUAUGAGUAGUGCAACAGCUAAUAUGUUGAAGGAAACCGGAUUAUUUGAACUCCAGAAAAGAGGUGACCUAACGAUAAAGGGAAAAGGCAGUAUGACAACCUACUGGUUGGAAGGAAUAAAGAAAGAAAAUAUAUCUAGUCAAGACUCGUCUAAACAGUACUAUUCUCAUCUGAGAGAUAAUCCGGAUCAGGAAAUAGAGGACACAGAAAGUUCAGAGGAAGAAACCUUGCCCGAUUUAUGUGAGAAAAUCAAACACUCUGACGUUUUUCAAGACGGACAGUCUAAACUUCCAUCUGCAGAUUUAAUUCAACUUUCUAUCAAAACUCCUAGUUUACAGUUGUUUGACAGUGAACCAGAAGAUGCGGACCAUUAGUACAAUUUAUUCAAUGUAUUACAUUUUUACACUACUUAGUGCAAUUGUUAAGGAACAUUUUUUCUAGUUCAUAAAUGUGAUAUUUGUUAUUUUUUUCUCAUUUAUUUUACAUGUGGAAAUUAAACAUGUUAUUUUAUUACCAUCUA
This is a messenger RNA of Mytilus californianus (California mussel), 2845 nucleotides long. Its product is annotated as atrial natriuretic peptide receptor 1-like. Gene Ontology annotation, molecular function: protein kinase activity; ATP binding; guanylate cyclase activity. The coding region runs from base 30 to 2699 and encodes 889 amino acids. The transcript has 20 exons. The record is from RefSeq and is a predicted model, not a curated record. Gene Ontology annotation, biological process: cGMP biosynthetic process; receptor guanylyl cyclase signaling pathway; intracellular signal transduction. Lineage: Eukaryota; Metazoa; Mollusca; Bivalvia; Mytilida; Mytilidae.